This is a messenger RNA of Bemisia tabaci, 1657 nucleotides long. RefSeq names its product ganglioside induced differentiation associated protein 1 (gene Gdap1). Gene Ontology annotation, cellular component: mitochondrial outer membrane. Gene Ontology annotation, biological process: mitochondrial fusion; mitochondrial fission. Lineage: Eukaryota; Metazoa; Arthropoda; Insecta; Hemiptera; Aleyrodidae. The record is from RefSeq and is a predicted model, not a curated record.
CAGCGGGUGCCGAUGAGUUUUGUUUUGUCAUUUUUCUCAAAUACUUUUGAUAAUUUUGUGUAUUUUUCCUCUUCAUAAGUUGUUUCAUUUAUACGAUUGCAAUUGAUACAUUCUGUAAAUAUAUUUGUUAUUUUUUGUUUUCGACCUCUCCACUUCUAUUCACAGUCAAAAUUCGAUCAUGGCAAGCUCGAGCAAUGAAGGUGAAACAAGCUCCAAGUCUGUUGAUAAAGAUAUUCAUAAAAGCAAUGGACUCCUGCUUUAUUCCAACAAACACUCGUUCUAUUCCCAGAAAGUAAUCAUGGCCUUGUAUGAAAAGAAAGUGCAGUUCAAAACAAAAUCAGUUGAUCUUCUACAAGGUGAACAAUUCCACCCGUGGUUUAUUGAAAUGAAUCCUCUGUGCCAAGUACCUAUUUUGAAAGAUGAAGGGAAAAUCAUCCCUGAUUCUUCAAGGAUUAUAGACUAUUUGGAAGAUAAUCUCAGCAACGGUCAACCUCGAUUGGUGCCCAAUGAUCAAGGAUCAGAAGUGAAGGUAAAAGUUAUCCAGUAUCGAGAUCUUUUGGAUGAAGUGCCCAUUGGUUUGUUGACAAAGGGCUCAUUCUUCCACCCAGAAUUUCUGAAAAACACGAUGCCUCCCUUCGUUGGAGCUUAUAGAACCAAAUUCCAUGAAUCAUUUUUGAAAAAAGCAGAGGCACUUCGAGGACUGGCAACUUCAGACUCAAAUAGCAAUAUCAAAGAAAUUUUGCUAGGAAAAGCUGAAAAGCAUGAGGAAGAGCUAGCAAAAUGUAUGGACAAGGAACUGUAUAAGAGCACUUUAGAUGAUGUUGACUUAGUUCUAGAUGAAAUUGAAAAAGAACUAUUUAGUCAUGAUGAAAUGGAUGAUUGGUGGCUUUGCUCUGACAGGUUCACCGUAGCAGAUAUAUCAUUGAGCUUAUUACUGCAUCGGCUUAAUAGUAUAGGCUUAUCUCAUCGAUUUUGGGGAAAUGGAAAACGCCCUCUUUUAGAAAACUACUUCAACCGGGUCACACAGAGAGAGUCUUUCAUCAAAACAAUUCCAUCUUUACAAUCGCCCCCCAGUUUGGAUUUAAGUUCUCAACUUCUGGUAGGUUCAGUUGUUUUCCUUGUAGUUGUAACAAUUUUCUUCUAUUUCAAGCGGAAAUCUAAAUGAAAGUCCUUCAUUGGUUGAGGAUUGGUUUAUGAAAGGGUCUUAGUCUAAACGCUAACACAAGUUGAUAUUUAUUAUAUUGUUCAAGAGAAUAUUUUUUUAAGCAACAUACUUUUGAAGUUUUUUAUUUUUUUAAAUUUUGGAAGCCUUGAUGGUUUUAAGUUAAUGAACUGCUUGUUCAUUGCUAUUAAUGUGCAUUUUUAAGUUUUUUUUGUUGUAUUUGUGAUAAUAGUUGAUUAGAGUUAUCUAUCCGAAAAAUUUAAGCAGUUGAUGAAAAAUUGAUUGAAUUUUAUUCACAGCAAGUACAACGAUUGAAUUUAACAGCUUCUUUGAAAAAAGGGUGUAUACACUGUAGAUAUUUCGCAGUACUUAAGCUCUUUUUCACAAAGGCAGUUAAAUGUUGCAAUAUUAGUAAAUUUUGUUUUUACAAUCAAAAGUUUGUGAAAAUUCUGUUUGUUUUUAGUAGGCCAUUAAAGUUGUUCAUUGGAAAGUUGA